Molecule: messenger RNA, 1308 nt
Organism: Sturnus vulgaris (Common starling)
Lineage: Eukaryota; Metazoa; Chordata; Aves; Passeriformes; Sturnidae
Source: RefSeq, a predicted model, not a curated record
GUGUCACCGCGGGGCUGCUCCCCAAAAGCCAAACACAACACCGGUGUGGGCACCCACUUCCCACUCCCAGAGGGAUUGGGAUCAUCCUGUAGGAAAAAGCGCUGUAUCCAGCCCUCAUGGCUGGGGCUGGCAAUGGGGAGGCUGCUGUGCUGCACCCCAAAUCCCUUGGGAUGGAGGGGAUGUGCUAUCCCGUGCCUCCCUUGCAGGGCCCAGCGCUCCUGGCUCCCGGGGCUGCGUGCCCUGCUCCUGGCCCCGCUCCUCGCCUACGCCUCCGUGCCCUUCCUCGUCCGCCUCUUCCCCAGCCUGCUCACCAAAUUUGUCUACCUGAACUUCCUGGCCUUUCCCUUCUUCGUGGAUUUUCGGCGGCCAGAGCUGCUGGUGAACAACACCAUCAGUCUGUACCUCACCACUGAGCCAGGAGUCACCGUUGGCAUCUGGCACACAGUGCCAGGCAGCAGAGGGGCCGAGGCGCAGGGCAAGGACCAGCGCUGGUACGAGGAGGCUCUUGGUGAUGCUCACCCUGUGAUCAUCUACCUGCACGGCAAUGGGGGCACCAGGGCUGCAAGUCACCGUGUCCAGUUCUUGAAGACCAUGGGGGCUGCUGACUUCCACGUCCUGGCUCUCGACUACAGAGGCUAUGGGGACUCCACUGGACACCCCUCUGAGAGUGGCUUCACCACUGAUGUCCUGGCACUCUAUGACUGGGUGAAAGCACGGAGUGGCAACAGCAGCAUCCUCUUCUGGGGACACUCCUUGGGGACAGGGGUUGCCACCAACGCAGCGAGGAAACUGCAGGAGGAGCGAGGGGUCCAGGUUGAUGCCGUGGUCCUGGAGUCUCCCUACACCAACAUCCGAGAGGCGGCUGCCAACAUCCCCAUCACCAAGGUCUACAGGCAGUUCCCAGGUUUUGAGUCCCUCAUCCUGGACUCCAUGGCUCGGGCAGGAAUGUUCUUCAGCAGCGAUGAGAAUGUGAAGGUGCUGGGCUGCCCCCUCCUCAUCCUGCACGCAGAAGAUGAUGGAGUCCUGCCUCCAGAGCUGGGACGCAAGCUCUACGAGACAGCACACAAAGCCUACAGGGACAAAUCCAAGGUGAAGUUCAUUACCUUUCCUGAAAAGCUGGGCUUGGGCCACGACUACAUCUCCUUCAACCCAGAGCUGCCUGCCCUGGUGAAAGACUUCUUAAACCAGAAGUGAUGCCAGUUGCUGCCUGCAGUGAUCCCACACUCCCUCAAAUCCACUCCAGGACCCCCCCAUGGCACUGAACUUACUCCUGUAAGUAAUAAAAACUACUGAGAAACUUUUUAGUCA